ACUCCUAUAACUCUUCUUUCUGUUGCCAUUGCAAUUCCUCAUUGCAAUGGAGUGUAAUCUCUUCCCGAAUAGGCCACUACUCCCAGUCCCUGCAAACACACCAACAACACAACCUUUGAAAUUAAAGUCAACACUUUUUCCAUUUUUUCACUCUCCACCACCUCCUCCUCCUCCUUCCUUUCAUGUGGAUUCUCUUAUCCAACAUCUCCAACACCUCUCUUCUGCUCCCAUCACCACUCACUCCCUCACACUUGUGCCUCCAAUUCAUGAUGACAGGACCCAUUUCAAUUCUCUCCGAAAUCCUCUUGAUUCAACUGAACCACAGCUACCCACUUCAGCUUCUGCCACCAGAAUUGGUUAUGAUCAACUUGAGGAUGCAAAGUUUGGAUUUUUAUCAGCCAGGGGUAAGUUGAUGCUCAAUUCAAUUGUUGGGUCACCUUUGCAUAGUUUAAAUGAUUUCUUCAACUCUGCCAAAUUUGAAUUGCUUGAAGUUGAUAUUCCCAGCCUCUUGAAAGCUUUAGACCUUUCUGGCAACUGGGAAAGAGCCCUUUUGUUGUUUGAAUGGGUUUGGUUGCAUUUUGGGUCUGAAAAUAUGAAGGUGGACAAUCAGGUUGUUGAGAUUAUGGUUAGAAUAUUGGGGAGAGAAUCACAGCAUUCUAUUGCAUCCAAGCUGUUUGAUUUAAUUCCUGUUGAAGAAUACUCACUUGAUAUCCGGGCUUACACCACUAUUCUUCAUGCAUAUGCUCGCACAGGCAAGUAUAAGCGAGCUAUUGAUAUGUUUGAGAAGAUGAAGGAGACUGGUCUUGAUCCAACUUUGGUAACUUACAAUGUUAUGCUUGAUGUUUAUGGCAAGAUGGGUCGUUCUUGGAAUAAAAUCUUGGACCUAUUGGAUGAGAUGAGAAACAAAGGGCUUGAGUUUGAUGAGUUUACAUGCAGUACUGUGAUCUCUGCUUGUGGGAGAGAGGGUAUGCUAGAUGAAGCAAGGAAAUUUUUUGCUGAGUUAAAAUUGAAUGGCUAUAAACCCGGAACAGUUACAUAUAAUUCUCUGCUGCAGAUUUUUGGAAAGGCUGGAGUUUACAUAGAGGCCUUGAACAUCUUAAAAGAAAUGGAGGAUAAUAAUUGUUCACCUGAUUCUGUUACUUACAAUGAGCUUGUGGCAGCAUAUGUAAGAGCUGGAUUUCAUGAUGAAGGGGCUGCUGUCAUGGAUACAAUGACAAGAAAAGGAGUAAUGCCAAAUUCUGUUACAUAUACCACUGUGAUAAAUGCCUAUGGUAAGGUUGGAAAGGAGGACAAGGCGUUAAAGUUGUUCAGCCAGAUGAAGGAGUUGGGUUGUGUUCCGAAUGUAUGCACUUACAACUCUGUUCUUGCAAUGCUAGGCAGGAAGUUGAGAUCAGAAGAUAUGAUUAAGGUUCUCCGUGAAAUGAAAUUGAAUGGAUGUGCUCCUGAUCGUAUUACGUGGAACACCUUACUUGCUGUAUGUGGUGAUAAGGGUAAGCACAAUUAUGUUAACCAGGUUUUAAGGGAAAUGAAAAACUGUGGAUUUGAGCCUGACAAAGACACUUUCAAUACAUUAAUUAGCACAUAUGGUCGGUGUGGAUCUGAAGUUGAUGCUGCAAAAGUAUAUGGGGAAAUGGUUAAAGCUGGUUUUACUCCUUGUAUAAUGACUUAUAAUGCUCUUCUAAAUGCUCUUGCAAGACGAGGUGAUUGGAAAGCAGCAGAAUCUGUUAUCCUGGACAUGCAGAACAAGGGCUUUAAGCCUAAUGAUACUUCAUACUCACUGUUGCUUCAUUGCUAUUCUAAGGAUGGGAAUGUCAAGGGGUUAGAGAAGGUUGAGAAAGAAAUUUAUCAUGGUCAUGUCUUUCCUAGUUGGAUGCUUUUGAGAACCCUUGUCAUUGCAAACUUCAAGUGCAGACGGCUCAAGGGAAUAGAAAGGGCAUUUCAGCAAUUGCAAAAGAAUGGAUACAAACCUGAUUUGGUUAUAAUAAACUCCAUGCUUUCAAUGUAUGUCCGAAACAAGAUGUUUGAGAAGGCCCAUGAAAUGCUACAUUUUAUUCACAAAAGUGGGUUGCAGCCAAACGUUUCAACCUAUAAUAGCUUGAUAGACUUGUAUGUUCGAGAGGGUGAGUGUUGGAAAGCUGAAGAAAUGAUCAAGGAAAUUCAAAACUCGGGUCAGAAGCCAGAUCUUGUGUCUUAUAAUACUGUCAUCAAGGGAUUUUGCAGACAAGGGCUCAUGCAGGAGGCUAUUAGAGUUCUAUCAGAGAUGACAACUAAUGGGAUUCGACCAUGUGUCAUUACAUACAAUACUUUCUUGACAGGAUAUGCAGGGCAGGGGUUGUUUUCUGAAGCAGAUGAAGUCAUUAGAUAUAUGAUUGAGCACAAUUGCAGGCCCAAUGAGCUAACUUACAAGAUUGUAGUUGAUGGUUAUUGUAAAGCAAGGAAACAUGAAGAAGCAAUGGACUUCUUGUCUAAGAUUAAGGAGAUUGAUAUCUCUUUUGAUGAUCAAUCUGUGAAAAGGUUAGCUUCUUACAUUAGGGAGAUUUUGGGGUCUUGACUUUGUGAAUUAUCCCUUUGGGUUUCCUUUUUUUUUUUAAUACGUUGGUUAAUACAAGUCCAUCAGUUGUUGCAAGUCUUUAGCAUGAAUCAGAUUUGGACUUUUGGCAACUCCAUUUGUACUAUAAAAUUAAUAACAGCACCAUUCCACAAUAAAAUAAGGCAUGGAAUAUAUUGAAUCCGCCUAUCUGUGAAUG
Molecule: messenger RNA, 2747 nt
Organism: Gastrolobium bilobum
Lineage: Eukaryota; Viridiplantae; Streptophyta; Magnoliopsida; Fabales; Fabaceae
Product: pentatricopeptide repeat-containing protein At2g18940, chloroplastic
Exons: 1
Coding region: 47-2551 (834 amino acids)
Molecular function (GO): protein binding
Source: RefSeq, a predicted model, not a curated record